Chrysochloris asiatica (Cape golden mole) is the source of this 1521-nucleotide messenger RNA. It is a transcript of the gene OGFOD3, whose product is annotated as 2-oxoglutarate and iron-dependent oxygenase domain containing 3. The record is from RefSeq and is a predicted model, not a curated record. The transcript has 11 exons. Gene Ontology annotation, molecular function: iron ion binding; L-ascorbic acid binding; oxidoreductase activity, acting on paired donors, with incorporation or reduction of molecular oxygen. Gene Ontology annotation, cellular component: membrane. Bases 1 to 1521 code for a protein of 506 amino acids. Lineage: Eukaryota; Metazoa; Chordata; Mammalia; Afrosoricida; Chrysochloridae.
AUGGCGCCCCAGCGGAGGGGUGCACCCAAAGUGCCCGAGGGAAGCGGGGCAGCGGAGCGGCGGCGACAGAGCAGCACCAAGAAGGACCGGGUCCAGCAGGAGGCCCUGAGGAGGAGGCUGAAGACCGCUGUGCUGGGGGCCUGCGCCGCACUGGGCGUGCUCCUGGUCUGGAGCCAUAUGGGGGGUGAUGACGGCGUCACUGAGGCCCUUGCCCACCGCAGUGAGGUCCUGCUGGGCAGGUUCAUUGAGGUGCCCUGCUCUGAGGAUUAUGACAGCCACCGCAGGUUUGAAGGAUGCACCCCCAGGAAGUGUGGCCGUGGUGUCUCGGACAUGGUCAUCACCGGGGAGGAAGCGGCCCGGGUCCGCAGCAUAGCCGAGAAGGGCUUGUCCCUGGGAGGAUCCGACGGUGGGGCGUCCAUUCUGGACCUGCACUCGGGGGCCCUCUCCGUGGGAAAGCACUUCGUGAACCUGUACAGGUACUUUGGUGAUAAAAUACAAACUGUCUUCUCGGAAGAGGACUUCCAGCUGUACCGAGAUGUGCGGCAGAAGGUCCAGCUGGCCAUCGCCGAAGCCUUUGGCAUCAGUGCGUCCUCACUGCACCUGACGAAGCCCACCUUCUUCUCCCGGAUCAACAGCACGCAGGCCCAGACGGCGCAUGAUGAGUACUGGCAUGCUCAUGUCGACAAGGUGACCUACGGCUCCUUUGACUACACCUCACUGCUCUACCUGUCCAACUACCUGGAGGACUUUGGCGGAGGACGAUUUGUGUUCAUGGAGGAGGGAGCCAACAAGACGGUGGAACCUCGAGCUGGCCGGGUCUCCUUCUUCACCUCAGGGUCCGAGAAUCUGCAUCGUGUGGAGAAGGUUCUCUGGGGCACCCGGUAUGCUAUCACCAUUGCCUUCACCUGCAACCCCGAUCACGGCAUCGCGGACCCCGCCUUCACUGUGAAGAAAGGCUCUCUCGGUGCUCUCCCAGGACCAGGAAGCCUGCAGCCUUCUGGGUCUGUGCCAGGUGCUCCUCUUCCCCCGGAGUACAGCCUGGACAGGCCAGCCCAUACUCCUGGGGCUCUGGGGCUAGGCCCGGGACAGCCUGGGGACGUGGCAUCCACCCCGGCGCCCGGUGCAGCCCUGGCUAAAGGGGAUCAGCAGCCACUGCUUCAGCCAAGUCUGGACCACGCCUGGAGCAGACUGCCAGCCAGGGAGGAAUGUGGCUGCCGGUCAGCGGUCAGAGCCAGCCCAUCCAUCAUCCCUCCAGGUUUCGUCCAAGACACUGCCACCCAACAGGGAGCCCAGCCUGGCUUUGAAGCCGGCCGGGCUUCCAGCUCCCUCUCCACUGCCCUGCAGGGAGUCAGCCACCUCCAGCUGGCGCUGCACCUGGACCACUCUGCCCAGGUCCCUCUCGCUUCAGAGAACAUUCUCAUGCCUGACCAGAAUGCCACACCAAUAGUCUUGCUGCCCAUCAUUGCCGUCAUGAGUCUUCACCAUGAUUUGUGUCUAGUUUUAUCGUGGACGGGCUCUUGA